ACGUCUGAUCUGCAUUGGAUCAGGUCCAUGCUUUGGAUGCGGCAGUCUUUUGAAUGGUCUUUUGCAUCAGUAGUCCAGGAAGUCAGCGCGUGGGCCUGUUGUGACCAUAUACGUAUCGAUCUUCUGAAAGGUUGCGCUGACUGGUGAAAUGUCAACCUCAAAACUACUAACCCUGGUUCUUGUGAUCGAGCCUGAGCGAGUUUUGCUUGGCAUGAAGAAGCGAGGAUUUGGGUCAGGGAAAUGGAACGGUUUUGGGGGCAAAGUUGAGACAGGAGAGACCAUUGAAGAUGGUGCGAGGCGGGAACUGAAAGAAGAAAGUGGUCUGGAAGUGGACGUUCUUGAGAAGAUUGGAAAUAUCAAAUUUGAAUUUGUUGGCGAAAAAGAACUUCUUGAUGUGCAUAUUUUCAGGUCGGACUCCUAUACUGGAGAACCAAAAGAAUCGGAUGAGAUGCGGCCUCAGUGGUUUGACAUUGACAAAAUACCCUUCAGCCUGAUGUGGCCAGACGAUAUCCUCUGGUUUCCACUCUUGUUACAGAAGAAGAAAUUCCUAGGCUAUUUCAAGUUCCAGGGUCAAGACAAGAUCCUGAGCCACACAUUGGAUGAGGUAGAGGACCUCUGAAAGAGCACCCAAUGGUUGCCUGGAUAUCGUUACCCACGGAUGUCAUAAAGGAGCAAACCUUUAUUUCGUUUUUGUAUCAUUUGUUAGAGGAGGUUGUUAAAAGGUGAGGGGGGUUACAGUUUCUGUAUUAUACACUUUAGAUGUGAGUAAACAACAUACUGUAUUAUGUGUGGGAUAAAUCUGUUCCACAUACUUUUGUUUUCAAAUUCAAGGAACGAAAAUGUUAAAACAAUUAUUGUAAAUUCAUCAUCUUGAGCAUAAUAAACGUUUUAUAGAUCUUUAUAUUUCACAAUUUUCCACUUUGCCUCCACAUCCAACCGUCAUUAAACAAGAAUUGUUUUUACCUUCAUUAACUCUUAAACCAAACAUCUGUGCAAAAAGUAUGAACUGUUUUCAAGCGAGUGAAUUAUAGUGUAAAACAUAGCUUCAGAAUCAGACAGGACAAGUCCCUUUGACAUAGCUUAGAAAUGUUGUUCCAUAGAAAAAUCAUUGUACAGUACAAGUAUGUAUGAAAUACAUUUUUCAAUACCAUAAAUGGAAUAAGGUAUUAAAACACAAAGAUUUUCAUCUUGCCCUGUUAUCACAGCCAGCGAUAGAAAAUACAGUGAGUGAGAACACAUUUUGGUACAAAUUGUUGGAUAAAUGUCAACUGCCCAUUGUUAAAAAUAUGUACAAAAUAGAAAAUAUAAUUUCAUCAGAUAAAUUAUACGAAUACCACUUGUGUUUGACAAAUAUGUGCAAGCUUGAUGUCUGUAGUUAUAUUUGUUUCAUAUUUUUGCAAUCUAAAAAGAAUGGAAUGACAGAAGCUCACCUAGAAAGGAUCUAAUAAACUAUGCUAACAUCUAUAAAGUAAGACCUUCAUUUAUGAAAAAUAUAUUUCAGUUACAGUCAUAUUUUGAAUAUAACCAUGCGUUUCCCAGUUAGUCUGAUGCAAAAGCCCAUUGGCAAAUAUGAUAACAUACUUGGCCAGCUCCAGGUAAAGGGCACCUGUUCCACUUUUUUUACCACUUAUCUUGGGUGUACUUUGUAAAGUAUUUACACAUUUGGCUCAUAAGAGAAUGGAAUGAACAAAAAUAUAUCUGACUUCUACAGCUCCUUAAUUAAAAUG
This is a messenger RNA of Gadus chalcogrammus (walleye pollock), 1727 nucleotides long. Its product is annotated as oxidized purine nucleoside triphosphate hydrolase-like. Gene Ontology annotation, molecular function: 8-oxo-7,8-dihydroguanosine triphosphate pyrophosphatase activity. Gene Ontology annotation, biological process: DNA protection. The coding region runs from base 149 to 619 and encodes 156 amino acids. NCBI's taxonomy places the organism in Eukaryota, Metazoa, Chordata, Actinopteri, Gadiformes, Gadidae. The record is from RefSeq and is a predicted model, not a curated record. The transcript is spliced from 4 exons.